Messenger RNA from Didymodactylos carnosus, 3197 nucleotides. NCBI's taxonomy places the organism in Eukaryota, Metazoa, Rotifera, Eurotatoria, Philodinida, Philodinidae. The record is from the annotation of a GenBank genome assembly.
UGAGCAAAUAAUACGCUUUCGCAAAUAAACGCUUUCGACUUUGCUCACUCGGGUGGACUCUUACGUGGAAUGGCCGAUCAUCAAAUUUUUUCGGAAAAUAUAUUUUAAACUGAACUGAAUUAUGCGGAUGAUGAGUGAUAUUUUCUAAAUAUUAAUGCGUCUGUUAUUCUCAGUAAUGUAAUUUUCUGUGAAAUUUUUUUUACCGUUGUCUCGUUUCAAUAAAUGUUGUUUGCUUCAGAAAAGACCGUAUAUGACAUAAUCGGCCUAGAGGUAGGGAGUUAGCGGAAAUAGAGAUUUUGAUUUUCUUAAGUAAGGAGAAGAUCAGAUAUAUCUAAAAAACUACCUAUAUCAUAUUUGAAUGACUCUGAUGUUUGUGUUUCUAAAUGUUCUUCGACCACUAGUAUAACGAUAACGGGUAAAAAACAAUAAAAUGUCCAGAACAUAACUUGUAGCAUGACACUAAAAUACACUAACAGUUCAUCUACUCGGUCUCUGCAACACGUCUCUUCUAACGUAGAUAUUCUGGCUUUUGAUUGUCAAACUGAUCGCAUUUUAGAUGUACGUAUAACUUCAUAUUUAUAUGUAAAGGAUAAUAGCUAAACAAGAUAUCAGAACAUAUCAUAGUCUGCAGUUUAUUGAAAAGAAUCCUUCGCCUAAACCCCUUAUAUCAUAAUUGACACUAUCUAGUCGAGGCUUGUAUAAAAAUCUGACGAGAUUUCGCUACGCAGGAAGCGUCUGGCACUUUUCAUUUUACCGCGAGUGUAGAGUUAUAGAAUUAUAGUGACCCUCUUCUCUUCGGGCGUGAAUCUGACACGUGUGUAUUAGGAUGUGUUUAAUGCUUUGAGCGAAGUCAGAGAUGACUAAAAUACGGCUGUAGUACAUGAUGUUCUUAAAUAACGACCAAUCAGAUAGUAGGAUGAAUGGAACUAAUCAACAUCGAUUCACGAAAUACCCAAACUUUCCUUGAUAAAGCAAAAGGAGACAACAACAUUCAUCAUUCUGAACUUCCAGCUAGAAAACCCUACCAAAAAAUUCUGAAAAUUAUCUUUUAUACUUAAUUUUAGUGAACAACAUGAAACCAUUUUCACUCGCACGCUCUGGAAGAUAAACGUGCGCUAUGAAUAAUAUACCAAUUAUUAGCUUGUCUCCCUGUAUUAUGUGUCAGAUUCAUGCCCGAAGAGAAGAGUAAAUGUCACUGUAAUUGUUUAACUCUACACCCGCAGUAAAAUGAAAAGUGCCAAGCGCUCUCUGUGUAACGAAAUCUCGUCGGAUUUUUAUACAAGCCUCGACUAGAUAGUAUCAAUUAUGAUAUAAAGGGUUUAGUCGAAGGAUUGUUUUCAAUAAACUGCAGGCUACGAUAUGUGCGCACUUAUAUUUUUCUUAAGUUUAUGGUUCGACUACGCUGAUUCCGAAUAUGACCGUGCCAGCUGCCCUUAGGCCUUCAGAGACCGAUCUUAUGGAAAACAAGUUUUUCAUAAACUAUAGAAAAUAACUAAAACGUUUCUUAAUGAAGCAGGAUUGUAGCCCGCACAUUUAUGAUUGAAAUGAGGCAUCUCCAAGCCCUGCAAGUCCUUCGUUUGCAGAGUUAUAGAAUUUACAAGAAAAGCCCUAAGUUAAUUUUUCUCUUAUUUCUGUAGCUUUGAGUUAUCAUAUACUUUUUUCAAAGAGAGUUAUUGUCCUCUAAACGGAUAUUUUACGCAUUAGAACGUAUGGAAUACAUUUUUUUUAGGUAAAAGCCUUUCUUUUGCUUUUGCUCAGAUCGGUUUGGCCAGCUAAUUGUCUAUCCUCAGCUGCAGUGGGUUUGAGCGAUACUGUUUUCUCUCAAAUCAACCUUAAAAGCUCAUUAUCAAAUACUGCUUUUUGUGCUGAUUACUUUGAAACGAACGAAACCGAAAUUUUUAAAUAGAAAGUACAAAUUCUAAAUUAUGAAUUUAUUCAUUUCAAUUUCCUGACCUACUUAGUUUUUUACAAAAUUUUCUUUAAAAUUAUAAUAAAUAUAGGAUAGAGCAUUAAAGUCUGUACAAAAUGCCCUAUUGAUUCUGUCAAAACAAUCUUAAAGCGCGUAUCUUAAAUCUAAACAAGUUUUGGAUGGUUUUUGUCAAAAUCAAAAUAGUAAGGCGCCGUUAAUUCCAAAAUCAAGUGGAAAAGCUUUUGAGUUUUCAAACACAUAUUCUGAUUUAUCGGACGCUGCUGAUCACGAAUCUGACCUUAUUUUUUCGAUUUGACCGAGUUUUCCUGCAGAAAACCUCAAAAUAUUAUGAAGACGUCAAAAAACCUCCCAAAACCGAUUUUUCAGAAAAAUCCAGAUUAUCUCCUGAUAUUUUCAUUUUUCGAUCUCGUCGAUGCGAUUUUCGGAUUCAGCAUCGUGAAGCACAUCUAGACACUUAUCAUUCGAUGACUUUUCUUCAAGACUUAAACUCUUGUGGCUGAUUAAACACUGAUCGCUCGAACCUUGAGGUUCUCACCGCACAAUGCUAUCCACUUUUUGCCAUGAGCGCUAGAGACUAUUUGAAUUAAAUAGUAAAAAUUAGAAAUCAUUUUUUUGUUGGUGUUUUAUAGCACAACAAAAAUUAAUUGUAAAAAAUGACAUUGAGCGAAGAAUAACAGCUAAAAAUGAACAAGUGCGAUUAGAUCCAAGUUUAUUAUCGAGAGAAAAACAAAAUAUCUUAGAAAGAAUUCGAAAUGGUACUAAAGAGGAACAACGAUCACGAAAAUAUCAAUUACUCAAGUUGGGUUUGGCUUGGGAUAAUGUCGAAGUAGCAAAAGAAUUGAUUAUUGAAGGCUCUUUGGAUAAUAUUAUUCAUCAAAAAAAAGUAUUCAUACGAACAGUGAAGGAAAACCUGUUUACAUUCGUUCAUUAUUUUAUAAAAAUUGGUGUAUCAGUCGAUAAAAUAUUUUUUUCUCAUUUACUAACUUCAAAUAAAGGAGGUAGUCGUUAUCAAAAAUUACUCGAUGAACUUUAUACACCGGAGUUAAUAAAUCGUGAGGACUAUUUACUAAAAUAUAUUAUUUUAUCAGAUGAUUUUUUGAAAGAAACGAAAAUUGAUUCGAUUGAAAUUCUAAAUUAUGUAUUGACUAAGUUAAUCGGCGAUUAUAUGAAACAUUUGUAUUUUGAAACAGCUACUGAUGAACAAGAAGCGAAACGGACAACGAAACAUAAUCAAAUUAGUGAUCAAGAAGCAACUGUUGGAAAUUAA